AUGGCUCCGCCCAGGGUGCUGCUCAUCGCGGGCUCCGACAGCUCCGGCGGCGCCGGGCUCGAGGCGGGCCAAAAGGUUCUCGCCGCGCACGGCUGCUACGCCAUGACGGCGACGACGGCCCUGACGGUGCAGAACACGACGGGCGUCAAAGGCAUCCACGUCGUGCCCGCUGACUUUGUGGAGCGCCAGAUCGAGGCGUGCCUCGAGGACGUGGGCGCCGAUGUCAUCACGACGGGCAUGCUGGCGGCUGCAGAGACCGUCGAGACGGUCUCGAGACAGGUGCAGAAGCACAAGGCUCGCGCUCUCGUCGUCGACCCGGUCAUGGUCUCAACAUCGGGUGCGCAACUGCUCCCCCACGACGCCAUCCAUGUCCUUUCGCAACGCCUUCUGCCGCUCACCACGGUGCUCACGCCCAACAUCCCUGAGGCGAAGCUCAUCCUCGCCGAGAACGGCGCCGGCGACAAGGAAGAGCACAUUCGCUCUGUUGCCGACGUCGAGGCCGUGGGCCGGCGCAUCCAGGCUCUCGGCCCCGAGUGGGUGCUUGUCAAGGGCGGGCACCUACCCUUCGCUACCGCCGACAUGACUGUCGCUCAGCCCGACGCACGGGAAAAGGUCGUUGUGGACACGCUCGUCGGGCCCGACGGGUUUGUGAUGCGAGUCGAGAGCCCCUGGCAGGAGAGCACGAGCACCCACGGCACCGGCUGCUCGCUCGCAGCCGCCAUCUCAUCCGGCCUGGCUGCGGGCAAGGACGUCCCCGCCGCCGUCCGGGCCGCGUGCCGAUACGUCGAAGCCGGCAUCCGCGAGGCACCUCAGCUCGGCAGCGGUCACGGGCCCUUGAACCACUUUCAUUCGACCUUUAACCUGCCAUUCUCACCGGGUUACUUUAUCGAGUACCUCCUGGACCGGCCCGACGUCAGGGACGUCUGGAAAGAGUUCGUCUACCACCCGUUCGUCAUGGCUCUCGGGGACGGCACACUGCCCCACGAAUCCUUCAAGGGCUACAUCAUCCAGGACUAUCUUUACCUUAUUCACUUUGCCCGCGCCAAUGCUCUUGCCGGGUACAAGACGACAGAUAUCACCGACAUUGCGAGGUCUAGCGAAUCCGUCGGGCACAUCAUGCACGAGCUGAAACUACACAUAAGCUACUGCGAGUCCUUCGGUAUAUCCGUCGCCGAGAUGCGCGCCACGGAAGAGAAGCAAGCCUGCACCGCAUACACGCGCUACGUGCUCGACAUCGGCCAGAGCGAAGACUGGCUCGCCCUGCAGAUGGCCAUCGCACCCUGCCUCCUCGGCUACGGCGCCGUCGCCAAGAUGCUCCACGCUCACCCCGAUACCCGCCGUGACGGCAACACCUUCUGGCCCUGGAUAGAGAACUACAUUGCCGACGACUAUGUCGCCGCCGUGAAGCUUGGUUCCGAAGACAACAUGAGACGGCAGGCGCCCUCUCGUGUGGAGGAACUCGUCAAGAUAUUCAUUCAUGCCCUCAAGAUGGAGAUUGGGUUUUGGGAAAUGUUUCCUUACAAAUAG
Molecule: messenger RNA, 1527 nt
Organism: Purpureocillium lilacinum
Lineage: Eukaryota; Fungi; Ascomycota; Sordariomycetes; Hypocreales; Ophiocordycipitaceae
Source: RefSeq, a predicted model, not a curated record